AUGGCCUCAAUGAGCCCUCACGUCAAGGCAGUCCGAGACCUAUAUCGACGGUCGCUGAAGCUCGCCCUCGACUGGGCUGUUCAAAGAAACCUCUGGCGCGGACAGGCUGUUUACAUCCGGUCACUAUUCGAUGCGAACAAGAAUAUCACUGAUCACAGACAACAAAGAAUUCUCUUUAACGAGACUGAGAAACUAUUAGACAAAUGGAAGCACCCGGACCCCUACCGGCCGCCGACCGCUCCUGGAGGUUCGAAGUAUGAACGAAAUCUCCCGGCGCCAGAUCUGCCGCCACCAUCAAGAGAGUUCGUGAAGAGGUUAUGA
This is a messenger RNA of Cladophialophora yegresii CBS 114405, 321 nucleotides long. Its product is annotated as NADH dehydrogenase (ubiquinone) 1 beta subcomplex 9. NCBI's taxonomy places the organism in Eukaryota, Fungi, Ascomycota, Eurotiomycetes, Chaetothyriales, Herpotrichiellaceae. The record is from RefSeq and is a predicted model, not a curated record. Bases 1 to 321 code for a protein of 106 amino acids. Gene Ontology annotation, biological process: mitochondrial electron transport, NADH to ubiquinone. The transcript is spliced from 4 exons.